Messenger RNA from Patella vulgata (common limpet), 1412 nucleotides. RefSeq lists its product as uncharacterized. The coding region runs from base 232 to 1137 and encodes 301 amino acids. Lineage: Eukaryota; Metazoa; Mollusca; Gastropoda; Patellidae. The transcript has a single exon. The record is from RefSeq and is a predicted model, not a curated record.
UACAGGUGAAGAACAAAAACAAAUUAUGUGACUUAGAGAUUAUACAUCGAAGGCUUCACUAACAACAUUGUGUGGUAUAGGACUUCGAAUGCGUACAGUCAUACCUAUUGUUGAGGUCUGAAAUGGUCCCCCAAAUGUGUUCAGUUAAAAACAUAGUAUGCAAAGAGUGAUAGGUCCCCGAAUAAUGGGAGGAGUUUUAUAGUGUUAUUCAAGUGCAUAUGCUGAUCAAAAAUGAUGCGAAAACCGAAAAGUGCUCCCCCGCGGAUGAACUCAAAAUAUAUCAGUAGCAAGACAAAUGCCAGAAAAGAAAUUGAAGCGUGGGUUAAAAAGGAUGCCGAUCCACUGACUGGAAAUUUUGAAGCAUCACGAAUGUCUGGCCAGCUUACAGAUAAUGUAACUGAAGAGAGAAUGUUAAAAUCUAAAUUAUGGGAACUUUCUAAGGAACGUUAUAAAUUCCUGUCACAGAAUUCAUACGAUAAAAAAGUUUUCAUUGACAGAAUGAUGAGAAAAUCAUCUGCAAUGCGACGUGUUAUGUCAGCAAGACAAAACGGCGAGACACCUGGACAGGAUUCAACGAAAAGUCGUACAAAUAAUGCUCGUUAUGCGCUUUUGGAACGAAUGGAUCCUACUAACAAUCGAAAAAAACCGCCGGUACCACCAGGAGACGAUAAUGAAAAAAAAUGCGUAAAAUUCACAGAAUCAACACUGAAAGGGGCUUCAGCUUCACUUUCGUCGGAUUCGAGCUCAGAUUCCGAACCCGAUUCCGAAUCUGAAUCUACACCUGUAAUACGGUCGAAUCUAAGACCCAUAGACAUGCUGCCUAAAGCCAUGGGAUCUGUGGUGAGGGAAGUUAUUGAACAGAAGAUUAUCGAAGAAAAGAAACCGUGGUUGGCGCGAGAUAACAGAAGUGGUAUACGCCGGAAAGUAACUCCCCUUGAUUUUAAUAAAGACCCGCGAUAUGCCGAUUUACAUCACAAACUCUGUCCCGUGAGUAAGAAAUCACCAAGCGUUGAUAUUCGAACAGUGGUCAACAAGAUCGAAUCACUUCAUGUUCAACCGAAAAUGCCUAAAGACGGCAAACCGAAAGUACAAAUGAAAGCUUUCAUGAGGCAAAAAGGUUAUGCGUUUCUAAACUAAACGAAUAUUUAAAAAGACAAAUUGUUCAGUAUUCUGGGGUUGCUCAAGCAUUUGUGCACUUUCAGAAAGGCAGCAAAAAGUUUCCGUUUUCAACACGUGCUCGAGUAACAGAGCCAACCCCAACCUUCAAACAAUAUAAGCACCUACAUUAGGAGUACAAGAGCGCCGUCAUUUUGGAUUCACUUUGAUGUUUGGAUUUAAUUGAUACCAUUAUGUUUUAGUCUAUGUUUUGCUGUCCAUUCUUCCUGCAUAGUGCAUGACAUGUGUCAAACACG